GACUACUAUUCCUUGGCAAUAUUCCAGAAUGUAUUUUAUACAAAAGAAUAAACAGUAUAUACAAACCAUGCAAUUGGCGUCUCUAGCACGAGUAUUCGAGAAAACAACCAAAACUCGUUCAAAAAGUCAAACAGUAGCAGCAAAGAAAAAGAAAGCGCCUUAUGACUCAACUCCAUAUGCCUCCCACUUCAUACCACUUUUAGAUAUGGAAAUGGAAGCUGAACAAGAACAAGUAAAAGAACGUCUCAAGUGGAGUAGACAAAGACUGGAAAGACAAGGUCUUGCUUUAUUUGAACUAAAUGCACAACUGGAUGGAGCUUUAUAUGGUCAAGGAGUUGCUAAACUCUAUUCAUAUAAAAAGUUACCUUAUCAUCGAUUGACUCAAGGUGAUUGGGUACUUUGUGUGCGUGGAAAAGAGUCUAUUCGAGGGACUCUAUUAGAAAGACACUCCAAGUAUCUACGUAUCGUCGUAGGAGAAGAAUGGAUGGCUGGAAAAGAUUGGACUGUAUAUCAAAUAUCUAAUACAGUUGCGUUUGAGCGUUCCAAAAAUGCCGUUGAAGAGCUAAUAACGAUGGCUCAACAGAGUGAUCAUGAAAUCAGUCAAAUAAUUGUGAAAAGUUUUGCUAAAGAGAUUAUAGAAGAUGGGAAUAUACAAAAAGAACCUAAAGGAGGAUGGAAUGAUUAUCAUACUUGUUCAAGUUAUUUAGUACAAUUGGUUACAUCACAAGGCAGACAAGGAACAUUGGAUGAACUAUGUCGUUCUCGAAUAUUUCCACAGAGUCCAUCGGAAUGGCAAAAGAUUCGACAAGAUGAGAAUGAUUGGAAUGAGUCACAACAAACUGCUUGGAAGAAUGCUUUGGAAAGAAGACUUACUUUGAUUCAAGGGCCUCCUGGUACUGGGAAAACCAAGACAUUGGCCAAAAUUCUUGCAAGUCUAGUCCAAUUAGGUCGAACUCCCAUAUUAGCUAGUGCAUAUACUCAUAUUGCUACGGAUAAUAUACUCGAUGAACUGGAACGUUACAAUAUUCCUGCAAUAAGAAUUGGAAAGCCUGCCAAUAUUCAUCGCAAUUUAUGGAAAUAUUCUUUGGAUUCCCUUUUAGAAAGAGAUACGAGAAUUAUAGAGAAGAGAGAAAACUUGAAGAAAGCAAUGGAAAGACUUGCCCAACCCAAAAGAGGCAAAGCUAUUGGAUUAGCUCAUCGAGACUAUUCAAAGUCACUUGGUCAGUUGAAACAAACAGAAAUGAUUGCGACCAAAGAGAUACUCGACAAGUAUCCCAUAGUAUUAAGUACUUGUGUGGGUGCUGGUGAAGAAAUAUUAAAGAAUAUUUCUUUUCAAGUAGUUGCAAUUGAUGAAGCUACACAAUCACAUGAACCAGGUUUACUGAUUCCAAUUAUCAAAGGAUGUGAACAAUUGAUUUUGGCUGGUGAUCACUAUCAAUUACCACCCACUAUUUUGAAUCCUGAGGCAGCUGAAAGUGGUCUUUCUGUGAGUUUAUUUGAACGUUUAGUUCGUUCAGGUGUGGAGCCUUAUCUAUUACGUACUCAAUAUCGUAUGCAUCCUUCGAUUGCAGCAUUUCCUAGUCAAUAUUUCUAUCAUGGCUUAUUGCAUUCUGCACCUUGUACUCAAUCGAUAUCCAAUUACUUUCCUUGGCCUAAUCCUCAAACGCCUAUUGCCUUUAUUCCAGUCCUUGGUGAAGAAUGGGUUACUGAACAAGGCACUUCCUAUUGUAAUCCUCAAGAGUCUCAAGUAGUGAUAGAAACCAUAUCACAAAUUGUAGAAAAUUGGAUGACUGCUCAAAACAGUAAUCAUACUCUCCAACAAUCUUUUCCAACUAUUGGAAUCAUUACUCCAUAUGCUGGACAAAUGAGAGAUAUUAUGGAUAGAAUGGAUAGAGAAACAUCUACAGAAUGGUUAUCUUAUGUGGAAGUGAAAACAGUGGAUGGAUUUCAAGGACGUGAAAAAGAUAUCAUCAUUAUUUCUACUGUGCGAAGUAAUCCAUCUCAAUCACUUGGUUUCUUACAGGAUUGGAGAAGAUUGAAUGUUGCCAUAACUCGUAGUCGAAGUGGUUUGAUAGUCAUUGGAAAUGCCAAUACUUUAAGUAGGAAUGAUCAUUGGAAACGUUGGUUGGAGUGGAUAAGUCAUCACGGUUGUAUAUAUACCCGUUGAUAUAUUCUAUAGAAAUAUAUAUAUGUAUACACUACUCAUGGCAAGAUUAGUUUUACAAAAGUUAUAUUAUCAACCACCACCACCACUUAUAAAACAACUAUACCCUCUUUCUUUGAAGAGUCAACAAACCAUAAAGUACUUGUCACCUAU
Galdieria sulphuraria is the source of this 2317-nucleotide messenger RNA. Its product is annotated as endonuclease. The record is from RefSeq and is a predicted model, not a curated record. Gene Ontology annotation, biological process: nuclear-transcribed mRNA catabolic process, nonsense-mediated decay. The transcript is spliced from 2 exons. Gene Ontology annotation, molecular function: RNA helicase activity. Lineage: Eukaryota; Rhodophyta; Bangiophyceae; Galdieriales; Galdieriaceae. Gene Ontology annotation, cellular component: cytoplasm. Bases 29 to 2167 code for a protein of 712 amino acids.